GAAGACGGCCAGCCAUGCCAAAUGUUCUUAGGAAAGGAAAGUUUCGUGAAUUCAGCAGCAUAAUUUUGCGUAUGGGAAAAUGUGCAGUUUGAUAAUGACGCUCCUUACGUUUCCAAAAAAAAAAAAAAACAUAUCCAUGAACGGAUUUUUUUUUUUGCAGUACAUUUAUUGUAUUUACCUAGCACAGUAGCGAUCAAAGUUGCGGCUCGGUGCAACUUCCAUUGCGUUUGGGCAUUAGGCCAGUGUCAAGGCAAUGACUUUCACCACUUCAAACCUUAGCGGUAUCAAGCUAUUACGUACUCUUUAUGCGCUUUCAUAUUUUUCCUGGUUCCCUGUACUAAUCACAUCCCUUCGCUUUCAACAGUAAGCAAAAUGUAUAGAGUGGCAAAACCUAUUCAAAGCUCGAACAGUCUUCAUCACGAGCGCCGAGAAGAAGUGACGACAUGCAUUUCUCACUCGAUGCAUGGUUCCGUGGUUGCUCUCGAUGCAGCUGCCGAUGGAGCGCCGCAGGCGGUGGCCGGGGAACUACGCAUUAACAGGCUUGGUGCUGGCCAGCGUAGGCUGCGCCGCCGUCUGGGCUCGCGUCUAUGACCGCUGCGAACUAGCCUUGGAGCUGCACGACCGUUUCAAGUUUCCCAAGAGAGACCUCGACAAGUGGCUGUGCCUCGCCUAUUGGGAAAGCAGGUUCGACACUCGAGCAUACCACAAGGGCAAAUACGAUGGCAGUGGAGACCAUGGUAUCUUUCAGAUCAACGAUAAGCACUGGUGUCAGCCACAUCAAGGUCACAGCGAGAACGUCUGUAGGAUGCCAUGUUACCUGCUACGGGAUGACAACCUAUAUGACGACAUUGAAUGCGUCAACAAAAUAUUCCGAAGGCACGGCUUCCACGCGUGGAUGAUGUUCAGCCACAAAUGCUCGGGCAACACGCUCGAGUUCUUCAAUGGCUGUGACUUCCGGAUACGACGCGGUGACAUGACUAGUUCGCCAACGGGGCUGCAGAUCACCAUAGAGCCACCUCCCAUCCUGGAGAAGCUGAGCCAACUCAGUAAGGGCAUAUACCAGGCGGGCAGCCACCCGGUGCCCACGCGCCGCGCACCAGAUCCGUCCCCAGGGCCAAGCGCUGGUCCACCGGCUCCACGCUGGACAACCAAGACCAACGUGCCGCACAAGCCGCGCCCCGUCGCCGUUCGACCGCCUAGGCCACAGCCACCGCCAAAGAAGGAAACGAAUGCUGUCUUGCCCCAGAGGCCGCCGCCCUUGAAGCGCUUGCCAGCGCCACCUCCCCCAAAACCGCCGCGCAUGGUGCCUGCCGCUGUUGCCAGGCCUCCGCGGCAGCAAGGACCACGUUUUCCGGCGCUGGCGAGGCCUUCACUCACGCGGGCUCCGCAGCCCCCCAAAACACCCGGCGGCCUGCUUAUUCCACAAGAGUCUGUAGGGCACGCUGUAUUCGGCGUGCCUCCGCCAUUCGUGCCCACGUUACCAGGCACACACCAACGUCGCCCGCCGCCGCCGCCACCGCAUCUCUUGGCCGUGCCUCCACAAGGGCUCGCCAUGUUUGGUCUGCGUCGUGGCCCACCGCCGCUGCCUAUACCUAUCCACGUACCUCCACCGCAGGACCAACAGUCGCCAGUCGUCUACAAGCGCACGAAGACGCGCCGGUUACCUGGGGGUCUCCGGCUACGACCCUUCUUCGGCUUCGCGAGGUCGUCUAGGGCUUUCAAGAAUAAGGGCAAGACAUGACAACACGUCUAGCUCAGUCCGCUCAUGUCAAGUACUGUUCAACGCAGCCUUUGACUAAUGUUACCCAGGGAAUGAAUGACCUGACCGGCCAAGUCAAGCGACAAGUCCAUUGAACUUUCACCUGGACGCAGCACAUAGUGCGCGGCGGGAAGUGUGUCGGGAUUUCGCUCAACAAGCACCUCAUUACCAGUGACUGUCAAGCAUCGAACGGUAGAGCAAGUGAACUUCUGCCGUAUUGACUUUUCAGCGACACGAUGGCAACCACGUAUCAAGUGUACAGGAGGUAACCUGCUUCCGCAAGGAAGUCUUGGGACUGCAGAGGCAUUUGGGUGUAUCAUAACAGAGGCGCGAAGGCUACUGACAUAUCAACCAUUCUUCUCAAGUGAAGAACCGAAGUUCUUCCAUACUUACUUGUUCCUCAUGCCGGAAGUUUUAAGCUGUGUAUGGCAGAGGCGGAAAGCUACCACUUAGGGUCAGUGAGAAGCCGCUGGAUUAGACCGCUGCUAUGUUGCAGCAGAAGCGUUCAUUAUGACAAGGAAUCUGUCUGGUGCAGCUUCAAGCACGUUACGGUGACUGAAUCUCUACUUUUUUAUAAAGUGAAUGCCCAUAUCUUAACGGCACAAAAAUGGCGCACAUACCAGUCCUUGCCGCAAAGCAAGAGCCGUAAGACAUCAGCCGAUUCGUAGUGGACAGUGUAGUUUACUGUGCAGGAGAAAGCGAUGUAUCAAAGUUCAGUGUGACAUUCCUGAAUGCGUGCAUGAUACGUGGCUGACAGGCAUUUUUCAUUAAGCUACGCGUAAGUAUUGCUCAAACAGCAAUGUUGACAUGAGUACUUACGCAGCCUAGCCAAAUGUGAGCUUUCAUAAUCAAGUAAUCUACAUUGUGUCGAGUUACCGUGCAAUUCACUCACACUGAUUUCAAACAGCGAUAUAUUCAUUUCCGCGUUAGCUUGAAGAACAAUUAAAGCAAAGUUAUGUGACCCAUAAAGCAGCUCAACAGGGAAAAUGCAUGACUUGAAAAUUAAUUCCUUUUGGCACAAAAUGACACAUAAAAAGUCCGUAAGGUACCUUUUUGAGCCAUGUAAAGUGCUGACGCUGAAUUUAUAGCAGUGCGACGGAUGUUCACGGGAAAUGGGGAAAUGUCAAAAAUAUUUUGUAGUUCAUCGCGAAGCUUAACACCGUAUAGUCGGGCGGGUAAACUGUUGACAAUGUUGUAGCCAUGGCUGUACAUAAGAUAUAUUAUAUAAGUGUGUAAUUUAUUUUUCAUGUUUUCAACUCACUUCAGCAGCGCGUGUUUCAACUCUUACCAGUUUUUCGUCCUUAUGCCACUUAGUUUCGUUUUUCUACUCUUUGAGAGUGCCAACACGUCAACGCCUUAGUAUUCUUUGUCUCAUUGAAAAUAAAUUACUUCCCAAUGAGCUUGUCACCUGGUUUUUCAUUUUCGCUGGUUUUGGCUAAAAAGGUAGACCCUACGGGGUCUAACGUUACUUUUGACCAUGUUGUAUACAGUAAGUUACCUAUCACCUUGUUUGGGCAUUGCAUACAGGCGUGGUUCGUUCAUCACGCGGUGGCGAUCGUAUCUUCAAAGUAUUACACCAACGUACGCCUCGAAAACAGGUGAAAGCUCAAAUAAGAGACCGUUCGCCCUUCACUCACUGCGCCAGCAGAGAUGGCGAUGCAAGCAUGGUGUUUCCGCGUUGUAGGUGCAGCGUCUGCAGCGCACAAUUAGCCAAAAGCAGAGCACACAAGGCUAAAAUUAGCGUGAGACGCAGAGCUCACAAACGCAACUCUGGAAAUGCAGCACGCUGCAAAAGAAAAAGAAAAAAAAGGAGACGGGAGGUCAU
This is a messenger RNA of Dermacentor silvarum, 3584 nucleotides long. RefSeq lists its product as uncharacterized. The transcript has 7 exons. The record is from RefSeq and is a predicted model, not a curated record. Lineage: Eukaryota; Metazoa; Arthropoda; Arachnida; Ixodida; Ixodidae. Bases 464 to 1741 code for a protein of 425 amino acids.